Messenger RNA from Camellia sinensis, 2079 nucleotides. The record is from RefSeq and is a predicted model, not a curated record. NCBI's taxonomy places the organism in Eukaryota, Viridiplantae, Streptophyta, Magnoliopsida, Ericales, Theaceae.
AUGAAUUUGACCAAACUACCCCUAACACUUAACAGAAUCCAAACAGAUAUAGAAGGAGAGGAGAGUAGUAAAAGAAGUGAGACAGAUGAUAAGAAACGCCGCCAAGUGUCCAUUAAACGCCUAAUGAACCUAAACAAACCAGAGUUGCUGGUUUUGCUGCUUGGAUCCAUUGCUGCAGGCAUUAAUGGUGUAACCUUCCCUAUAUUUGGACUCCUACUUUCAACAGCUAUUAAAAUUUUCUAUGAACCACACGAUGAGCUAAGAAAGGACUCAAGGUUUUGGGCACUUAUGUUUGUGGGACUCGGUGUUGUUAUUCUGUUUGUCGCACCAGUGCAGAAUUACUUCUUUGGAAUUGCAGGUGGUAGGUUGAUAAUGCAAAUUCGCGCCUUGAUGUUUGAGAAGGCUGUCCAUCAAGAAAUCAGUUGGUUUGAUAACCCUAAAAAUUCAAGUGGUGCAGUUGGAGCAAGGUUGUCUACUGAUGCUUCAACAGUGAGGAGUCUUGUGGGUGAUUCAUUGGCCCAAAUUGUACAGAACAUAACAACAAUUAUAGCAGGGCUUGUCAUAUCAUUCACAGCUAAUUGGAUGUUGGCACUCAUAAUUCUAUCUGUGUUGCCCUUGGUGGGAUUGCAAGGAUUCUUUCAAAUUAAAUUCUUAAAAGGGUUCAUUGAAGAUGCCAAGGUGAUGUAUGAAGAUGCAAGCCAAGUUGCAAACGAUGCCGUGGGCAGCAUUAGAACAGUUGCAUCAUUUUGUGCUGAAAAGAAAGUGAUAGAAAUGUAUAAAAACAAAUGUGAGGCCCCCAUGAAACAUGGAGUUAGGAUUGGACUUGUGAGUGGUAUUGGCUUUGGAUCUAGUCUUUUUGCACUCUACUGCACAAAUGCCUUCUGUUUCUACAUUGGAGCUGUUCUAGUGCAACAUGGGAAAGCUACUUUUGGGGAAGUUUUCAAGGUUUUCUUUGCUUUGACAAUUUCAGCAAUGGGUGUUUCCCAAACCACUGCUUUAGCCCCAGACACCAACAAAGCUAAGGACUCUGCUGCUUCUAUCUUUGAAAUUAUUGACAGCAAGCCCAAGAUUGAUUCAAGCAGCAAUGAAGGCACAACCCUGGCAACCAUAAAUGGAGAUAUUGAGUUCAAACAUGUCAGUUUCAAAUACCCAACACGACCCGAUGUUCAAAUUUUCAGAGAUUUAUGCUUAACCAUUCCUUCUGGAAAGACUGUUGCUCUUGUUGGGGAAAGUGGUAGCGGAAAGUCCACCGUAAUAAGCCUAAUUGAGAGGUUCUAUGAUCCCGAGUCCGGCCAUAUAUUUCUAGAUGGAGUGGAGAUCCAAAAGCUCAAACUGAGCUGGUUAAGGCAACAAAUGGGGUUGGUAAGUCAAGAACCAGUACUUUCCAAUGAAACGAUCUGGACUAACAUAGCUUAUGGGAAGCAAGGAGAAGCUGCUGAAGAAGAGAUCAUUGCAGCCGCGAAAGCAGCAAAUGCACACAACUUCAUAUCAGCAUUGCCACAUGGCUAUGACACCAAUGUCGGGGAGAGAGGGGUUCAAUUAUCGGGCGGUCAGAAGCAACGGAUAGCCAUUGCAAGGGCAAUAGUGAAAGACCCUAAGAUCCUCUUACCUGACGAAGCAACGAGUGCGUUAGAUGCAGAAUCAGAGCGUGUGGUACAAGAUGCAUUGGACAGAGUGAUGGUGAGUAGAACUACCAUUGUUGUUGCUCACCGGCUCACCACCAUUAGAUGUGCUGAUGUAAUAGCCGUUGUGAAGAAUGGGGUGAUUGCAGAGAAAGGAACACAUGAUGUGCUCAUGAAGAUCAUUGAUGGUGCAUAUGCAUCUCUAGUGGCACUUCACAUGACAUCCUCAAAGUAGACACAAACCAUUGAUUGACUCAAGCUGCUUCUUUUUUCCUUUCUUUUUUCCUUUUUCUUUUUUAAUCUCUGUUUUCAAUCUUCCAUUGUUUCUGUUUUCUGUGCUAGUGUUUUGACUAUGAAUCAUCCCUCAAGUUUCCCAACAUGGAGACACAAAAAUACACGUAGACUCAAUGAUUUUCCAUUGAGUCAAUUUAUCGUUGAGUAAUUUUUUUGUUUUCAA